CUAUCUUUCAUAAUAGCAACAACAAAACACACUUUGGGAAAAUAUGGGGUCUCAAAUGGCCUCUAUUACUCUCACUAUUGCAUUGGCAAUAAUCUCUCUUAGCUUCCCAUCUCAAAUUUCAGCAAACAAUUACAUCUAUUCAUCUCCACCACCACCAAAGCCUUACUACUACCACUCUCCACCACCACCAGUGCACUCCCCACCUCCUCCUUACCAUUACAGUUCACCACCACCGCCACCAAAGAAGGAAUACAAAUACCCUUCUCCUCCACCACCAGUAUACAAGUACAAAUCACCUCCUCCACCGGUAUAUAAGUAUCAAUCUCCCCCACCACCAGUUUACAAGUACAAGUCACCUCCUCCCCCAGUUUACAAGUACAAAUCUCCACCCCCACCACCCAAGAAACCAUACAAGUAUUCAUCACCACCACCACCAGUUUACAAGUAUAAGUCUCCUCCUCCACCUGUUUACUCACCACCUCCACCAGUUUACAAGUAUAAAUCUCCUCCUCCACCAGUUUACUCACCACCUCCACCAUACAAGUAUUCAUCUCCACCACCUCCUCCGUACAAGUACUCAUCACCACCACCACCAGUCUACAAGUAUAAGUCACCUCCUCCUCCUUACAAGUACUCAUCUCCCCCUCCACCUCCAAAGAAACCAUACAAGUACCCAUCUCCACCACCCCCAGUUUACAAGUAUAAAUCUCCUCCUCCACCUGUCUACUCACCACCACCAAUUUACAAGUAUAAGUCACCUCCUCCACCUGUCUACUCACCACCUCCACCAGUCUACAAGUAUAAAUCACCCCCUCCACCUGUCUACUCACCACCUCCACCAGUUUACAAAUAUAAGUCACCUCCCCCACCUGUCUACUCACCACCACCACCAGUUUACAAAUAUAAGUCACCUCCCCCACCUGUCUACUCACCACCUCCACCUGUUUACAAGUAUAAGUCUCCUCCUCCACCUGUCUACUCACCACCACCACCAGUUUACAAAUAUAAGUCACCUCCCCCACCUGUCUACUCACCACCUCCACCAGUAUACAAGUAUAAGUCACCUCCCCCACCUGUCUACUCACCACCUCCACCAGUAUACAAGUAUAAGUCUCCUCCCCCACCUGUCUACUCACCACCUCCACCAGUAUACAAGUAUAAGUCCCCUCCUCCACCUGUUUCCUCACCACCUCCACCACAUUAUGUUUACUCUUCCCCUCCUCCUCCAGUCUAUUCCCCUCCUCCACCACAUUACAUUUAUUCAUCACCCCCUCCUCCUUACCACUACUAGAUAGUGGUUUACGAUAGUAUCAAAUGGAUUUGAGGAAUAUAUUGAAAUAAAGAGAUUAUAGUGCAAAGAAGGAAGAUGCAUUUCGCAAUUAUAUAGGGGAAAAAUCAAAGCACUUUGCCUCUGAAGAAGUUACUCUUUUUUUUCCUUCAUUUGUUUUGUUUUGUGAUUAUUCUCAUUAUUAGUGUGAUUGGUUUUUGAAUUAGACAGUUACAAGAACCGUGUGUUAUAUCAUGAUUGAAUGCAUUUUGUUUUGCGACCUACUUCUUUGCGAGGGGUUGCGAAAAUAAAUAAAAUUGAAUAUUUCUCCUUCUCA
Messenger RNA from Medicago truncatula (barrel medic), 1604 nucleotides. Its product is annotated as extensin-2. Lineage: Eukaryota; Viridiplantae; Streptophyta; Magnoliopsida; Fabales; Fabaceae. Gene Ontology annotation, molecular function: structural constituent of cell wall. The record is from RefSeq and is a predicted model, not a curated record. The transcript is spliced from 2 exons. Gene Ontology annotation, biological process: plant-type cell wall organization. The coding region runs from base 44 to 1291 and encodes 415 amino acids.